AUGCUUUGGGAAGCACUAUCUUGGCUCAAGAGCAAUUAUAGAUCGAAGCAUGGGAUUCCAGCCUUCUUUGUCGAAGGACAAUAUUCUUAUAACAGCAAGGACGUGGCAAUUUCAGAUUAUAAAAUCACAGUGGCAGAGGCAGCCCAUAGCGACGAUGAAAGUUUUGCUUCAUGGGCUAAAGAAGUUCAAGAAAAAGAAUUUUAUAUUCUUGAGAAUGAUUCCUGUACAAACUUCUGGCAUAGCAAACUCCUUGCUGAAAAUAGAAGAGUCGAUGAGGCCGUUUAUGAAGAAACAGUACACAGAACCAAAAAAAGAAAAACCACCCUCACAGUGUUUCCUCCCAAUGAUACUCAAUUGAAAGCUGAUACCAAAAAAAUCGCAGUUGAUGAUAUGAAAUCUUUUUACUUGAAAACAAUUGGUAUGAACUCCAUCAGAGAAGUUUCCGAUAAACCAGCUGGCAGUGAUGUGUCCUUUGGAAAAUUGUCAAAUAUUGCAAAUGAGUGUAAAGGGAUUGUGAAGGCAAAAAAGGGAAACGCCAAAAAGUCAUUAAAGCUCAUCCAGAAAGUGCAUGAUAAGGCAGAUAAAUAUGACAUGGUUAAAAACGUAUAUGAGAUCAUACUUGAAUUGCAUGUCUAUGAUGCAUACUUGUUUGAAAAAAGCUACGAAACUCUCUUGUCCGAGGCCAAUCUGGUUGUGAAGCUCUGGGGACCUCUGUAUGAAAAACUCUUCCGUGGAUCUAAUGUCAUGCUCCAAUGGGGCGACGCGACGCCAGAUGCUAUCAAAGAAUGUGGUUUAAAGAGCAGACUGGAUCUUAGGCUAUUCUCAUGGGAUGGUAGCAAGGAUACAAUCGUUGAACUCGGUGUAAAUGAGUUCUCUAGAGAGGCAAAGACAGCCAAAUACUAUUACGAUUUGCAGAAAAUGUGCCUAUGUUCCAAAGCCUACAUCAACCAAAUCAUUAAAAACUUCCCUGGACUCACCGCUGAGAUGAUCAAAGCAAUUCAGGUGCCAUUUGUGAUCACAAUGAAAUUUCAAGCUCAAGUAUACAUUAUCAAAAUGGAAUCACCAAAAGUAUAUAGCAUCGAGAAGCUCUUUGAUUUGAAUAUUCCAGCAGACAGAGAUGACAUGAAGAAGGAUGGAAUCCACAAUUUGCUAGCUGGUCUAGCCAGACUCAAGGAGAUCUCACUGCGAUUGGACCGUAUCUUGCGGACAAAGGAAAAGUUGAUUGAAGAAAGAAAAAACAACAUUGAUCGAUUAAGAGACAAUAAUCCUGAAAGCAAGGAAAGCAUUUACGCAAAAUGGGUGGACUCCAAGGUGUGGAGUACCAAGCCUCCCGUCUCCUCGUACAUUAAUUCUGCUGGAUGCAAUCAGAUUUGA
Mucor velutinosus is the source of this 1374-nucleotide messenger RNA. RefSeq lists its product as uncharacterized. The record is from RefSeq and is a predicted model, not a curated record. The coding region runs from base 1 to 1374 and encodes 457 amino acids. The transcript is spliced from 9 exons. Lineage: Eukaryota; Fungi; Mucoromycota; Mucoromycetes; Mucorales; Mucoraceae.